Messenger RNA from Alnus glutinosa, 2039 nucleotides. RefSeq lists its product as uncharacterized. The record is from RefSeq and is a predicted model, not a curated record. Gene Ontology annotation, cellular component: membrane; photosystem II. NCBI's taxonomy places the organism in Eukaryota, Viridiplantae, Streptophyta, Magnoliopsida, Fagales, Betulaceae. Gene Ontology annotation, molecular function: chlorophyll binding; electron transfer activity; phosphate ion binding. Gene Ontology annotation, biological process: respiratory electron transport chain; photosynthetic electron transport chain; photosynthesis, light reaction.
AUGGACGUUAAAAGUGCAUUUCUAAACGAUGUUCUUCAAGAAGAAGUCUAUGUAGAACAGCCAAAGGGCUUUCAAGACCCCCAUCAUCCCCACCAUGUGUACAAGCUGAAAAAGGCUCUAUAUGGGCUCAAGCAGGCUCCUCGAGCAUGGUAUGAGCGUCUAACUACUUAUCUCUUGACUAAGGGAUUUACUCGGGGACAAGCUAAUCGAACUCUAUUUAUCAGAAAUCAAGGCUCAACUUUUCUUUCAAGAUUCGUGACCCAACAAGAAAUAUAUCGAUGAGUUGGUGCUGGGCUAGCCAAAAAUCAAAGUUUAUCAGAAGCUUAGUCUAAAAUUCCUGAAAAAUUAUCUUUUUAUGAUUACAUCGGCAAUAAUCACAAAGGGGGAUUAUUCAGAGCGGGCUCAAUGGACAACGGGGAUGGAAUAGCUAUUGGGUGGUUAGGACACCCUAUCUUUAGAGAUAAAGAAGGUCAUGAACUUUUUGUAUGUCGUAUGCCUACUUUUUUUGUAACAUUUUUGGUUGUUUUGGUAGACAAGGACGGAAUUGUUAGAGCCGAUGUUCCUUUUCGAAGGGCAGAAUCGAAGUAUAGUGUCGAACAAGUAGGUGUAACUGUGGAGUUCUAUGGUGGCAAACUGAAUGGAGUUAGUUAUAGUGAUCCUGCUACUGUGAAAAAAUAUGCUAGACAUGCUCAAUUGGGAGAAAUUUUUGAAUUAGAUCGCGCUACUUUGAAAUCCGAUGGUAUUUUUCGUAGUAGUCCAAGAGGUUGGUUUACUUUACAUGCUUCGUUUGCUCUACUCUUCUUCUUCGGACACAUUUGGCAUGGUUCUAGAACCUUGUUCAGAGAUGUUUUUGCAGGUAUUGACCCAGAUUUGGAUGCUCAAGUAGAAUUUCGAGCAUUCCAAAAACUUAGGGAUCCAACUACAAAAAGACAAGUAUCAACGGCUCUCAAUGAAUACAAAAUAGGAUUUAUUGCUACACAAACCGUUGAGGAUAGUUCUAGAUCUGGUCCAAGACGAACUAUUGCAAGGGAUUUAUUGAAACCAUUGAAUUCGGAAUAUGGUAAAGUAGCUCCCGGUUGGGGAACUACUCCUUUAAUGGGUAUCGCAAUGGCUCUAUUUGCGAUAUUCCUAUCUAUUAUUUUGGAGAUUUAUAAUUCUUCCAUUUUACAGUUUACCUAUCUCGAUAAAUUCUAUGAUUGGUUUGAAGAACGUCUUGAGAUUCAGGCAAUUGUAGAUGAUAUAACUAGUAAAUACGUUCCUCUGCAUGUCAAUAUAUUUUAUUGUUUAGGCAAAAUUACGCUUACUUAUUUUUCAGUACAAGUAGCUACAAGAUUUGCUAUGACUUUUUACUAUUGCCUGAUCGUUACUGAGGCUUUUGCUUCUAUUCAAUCUAUAAUGACUGAAGCAAACUUUGGUUGGUUAAUCUGAUCAGUUCAUCAAUGGUCGGCAAGUAUGAUGGUCCUAAUGAUGAUCUUGCACGUAUUUCGUGUGUAUCCCACCGGUGGUUUUAAAAAACCUCGUGAAUUGACUUGGGUUACAGGUGUGGUUUUUGCUGUAUUGAUCACAUCUUUUGGUGUGACUGGUUAUUCCUUGCCUCGAGAUCAAAUUGGUUAUUUGGCAGUAAAAAUUGUAACAGGCGUACCGGAACCUUUUCCUAUAAUAGGAUCGCCUUUGGUAGAGUUAUUACAUAUAAGUGCUAAUGUAGGACAAUCCAUUAUGACUCGUUUUUAUAGUUUACACACUUUUGUAUUACCUCUACUUACUGCCAUAUUUAUGUUAAUGCACUUCCCAAUGAUACGUAAGCAAGGCAUUUCUAGUCCUUUAUAGAGAAUAAAGAAUAGAAUAUAGAUCAUAGAUAUUUGUAAUCAGUCAUUUAUCACUUCACUCAAGGUAGAAACAAUAGGAUUUCAUUGCUAUAAAUAUGGAUUAUUGAAAGAAUAAAACAUGUAUUUGGAUAUUUCCCUUCAACCCCACUGUAUUAUUUAUUUGACACUAAUGGAUGAAGUGAAUUCUCUGAAGAGAAAAUGGAUUAUGGGAGU